GAACAUAAACAUUUUGAGUGCCGGAAAAGAUCAGAAAGACACAGAACUAUCUUAAAAUGGCAACAGAAUUGAGGAGGAAUCAAUUUAAGGAGAUUGUUGAAUGCAUAUUCAAUAGAUGGAGUGCCUUGAAAUUAGCUGUCGAGCAUGGAAUGGCUAAAAAUGGAUUACAGACAGCAUUAGAUUUCGUGGAUUACGUUACAGAUUCGUGUGUUUUAACGAAUUCCAAAGUCAGUGAAGAAGAUUUAAUGGAUUUAUUAGAGGAUAUUUUAGAUCAAGAAUUUGAUACAGUCUGUCAAGAUCAAUCAACAAAAGAAAUUAGUAAUAUCUUACUGCGAUACUUAGAAUUAUUAAACAGUGGACAGUUGGAAUUAAUUAAAUCAGAAUUAACAGCACUUUCUCCAUGUAACAAUUGGAUUGUUAAAGGAAAUAAAAUUAAUAUUAUAAAAGAUCCAGAAGAUGACAGUUCAUCAGGCAGUGACGAUGAAGAUAUGGAAAGUGACAGUACAAAUAAUAAAGACAGCAAUGGGCCAAGUACUAGUGGAAGUACGAGUACGAUGCAAGUUGAGGAAGAAGAUGUAGAUCCAGGUUGGACAAUUGUGAAAAAAGGCAAAAGAAAGAAUUAAUUAAUGAAAUAAAAGCUUUAUGUAAAUUAAAUUAAACAUAAAUCAGUGUUACUUCCUAAUAAUUUUUUAUUUCAAGAAUGCAAUUGUAGAUUCUGAUAUUCAUAAUUAAAAUUAAAAUCAAUACAUUAAUGACGAAAUUAUCUUAAAAUAAUAGAAAGGAUUAAUUAAUUAUUUAUGAUUGAGAUGGUUCUUGAUCCAUUGGCUCCUGAUUGACUGAUGGAUUUUCAGCUUUUAAUUUUGCUUCUUCCUCUUCGCGCUUCUUUUUCUCAUCGAAAUACUUUUGACGCUUUACAUUAACAUAGUCGCAAUAAGCCAAAAACUUGCGUUCAUCACUUGUUAUGUCUGCAUCAUUCUUCUUUUUGAUGUUGUUAAGUCUUCGUUUUGCAGAUCCUGGAAGAAGUUUGGGAAUUUCUGCUUUUUGUGCCAUUUCAAACAUCUUGUCAACU
Chironomus riparius is the source of this 1069-nucleotide messenger RNA. The record is from the annotation of a GenBank genome assembly. NCBI's taxonomy places the organism in Eukaryota, Metazoa, Arthropoda, Insecta, Diptera, Chironomidae.